GACUCGGCUUUCGCGGGGGCUGCUGGGUCCGGGUGUCGGGGACGCGCAGGGGUGCGCGCAGCCGUGAGGCGCGCUUCCUUGGUCGCGCGCGCCGGAACCCGAACUCAGUAAAAACCGAAGACGCACGAGGGAGGAACGCGUAGAGCAUGAAGAGGCAGGGGGCCUCCUUGGAGCGGAAACGGGCGCGCAUACCGUCCGGGAAAGCCGGUGCGGAAGGGGGCGGGGAGGGGGCGGUCGUCCGACCGGACUGUCCGGGGCGGGCCUGCGGGAGUUCUGGCCAGUGGUGUCGCGCUUUCUCUCCGAGUACUUUGCCCACCUCCUCACUCCUCCCCGCGCGGCACGUUCUGUCAUUCUGCCUCACGUUCCCCGACGCCACGCGAGGCUACCAGUCUCCCACCCCGUGGCAUCGCUGGGACAGUGCUGGCCGGAUUGAAUUAUGUUCUGGCUUACUGGAAGGAGGAACCACACCCAGCAUGGGUGUCCUUCAAAUAGUGAAACAAUGUGUCCAGAUCCCAGUUUUUGUGAUGAUUCGGCCCCGUGGAGGUGACUUUUUAUAUUCAGAUCGUGAAGUUGAGGUGAUGAAGGCUGACAUUCGUCUUGCCAAGCUUUAUGGUGCUGAUGGUUUGGUAUUUGGAGCAUUGACUGAAGAUGGAAACAUUGACAAAGAGUUGUGCAUGUCCCUUGUGGCUAUAUGCCGUCCUCUACCAGUCACUUUCCACCGUGCCUUUGACAUGGUUCAUGAUCCAAUGGCAGCUCUAGAGACCCUCUUAACCUUGGGAUUUGAACGAGUAUUGACCAGUGGCUGUGACAGUUCAGCACUAGAAGGGCUACCCUUAAUAAAGCGGCUCAUAGAUCAGGCAAAAGGGAGGAUUGUGGUAAUGCCAGGGGGUGGCAUAACAGACCGAAAUCUACAAAGGAUCCUUGAGGGUUCGGGUGCUACAGAAUUCCACUGUUCUGCUCGGUCUGCUAGAGAUUCAGGAAUGAAAUUUCGAAAUUUCUCUGUUGCCAUGGGAGCCUCUCUUUCUAGCUCUGAAUAUUCUCUAAAGGUAACAGAUGUGGCACAAGUAAGGACUUUGAAUGCUAUUGCAAAGAAUAUUCUGGUUUAGCCAGACCUCUUUGAGAGACAUGGAUAUCACAAGGUGAAGGUAGAAGAAUAGUCUAUAAUUGUGACACAGCUUUAACCUUAUUCUCUGUCUGGCCAGGACAGUCACAGUUUAAGUCUCACAUGGCCAUGGAGAAUGUUUCCAAGAAGACAAAGAAUUCGAACAGAGCUACAAUCACUUCCUUUGCUUAAUCUUGCCAGCCAUCUCUGUUAUCAUGGUUAAAUGUAUUCUUUGCUUCUUCCACAGACAGAGGGUUAGUCUGUUUUGUGGAAUUAAUUGGUGAACCGGGAAAACUGAGCUGUAAGGUAUGAAUUUAGAGUGUGACUUCAGGGUCAAUUUAAUAGCAGUAUUUUGCUUUUUCAUUUGUAAAAUAAAAAUUUCCAUUCUGU
Ailuropoda melanoleuca (giant panda) is the source of this 1492-nucleotide messenger RNA. RefSeq names its product cutC copper transporter (gene CUTC). The transcript has 9 exons. Bases 147 to 1106 code for a protein of 319 amino acids. Lineage: Eukaryota; Metazoa; Chordata; Mammalia; Carnivora; Ursidae. The record is from RefSeq and is a predicted model, not a curated record. Gene Ontology annotation, molecular function: copper ion binding.